UAAACGAAAGCUGGCCAGCGAAAGGGCUACAGUUUGUCAAACAGAGCCAACGAGAAGAGAGAGAGAGAGAGAGAGAGAGAGAGAGAGAGAGAGAGAGGGAUGGAGGGAGAAGAGGGUUCGACCGCUUCGGCCCUCCUCCGGCCAGCCUGGCCGCAUGCGCAGCCGCCCCGACCGAGCCGGCUCGCAGUCCUCCUCGGCCGCGCCGCCGGCCGCAGGGGCCCCUCGAUGCUCGUCCGGGAGACGGCGGCUCUCCAGCUGGAGGAGCGCCGCGCCGAUUGGGCCUACUCGCGGCCCGUGGUGGCGCUCGACAUCGGCUGGAACCUAGCCUUCGCGGCCGUGUCCGUUGCCGUGCUUGGGGCCACCACCCGGGAGCGGCCCAACACCCCUCUCCGCGUUUGGGUCGCAGGGUACGCUCUGCAGUGCGUGGUCCACGUGCUGCUGGUCUGGGCGGAGUACCGGCGGCGGCGGCGGCGGAGCCGCAACGGGAGGCAGGAUGUUGACGAGGGCGGACAGGGCGUUAGGGAGAGGGUGCCAUCGGACUCCGAUGCCGUGGACAGCGAGGAGGACGGGGAGGAAGGCGGGACUGGAAGCGCACAGAGGGGCAUUGCAAAACGAUGUGAAUCUCUUAAUACCAUGGUAUCUUUCCUGUGGUGGAUUAUUGGCUUUUAUUGGGUUGUCUCUGGUGGUGAAACUCUUUUACAGAAUGCCCCUAGGCUAUACUGGUUAACUGUGGUUUUCCUUACAUUUGAUGUAUUCUUUGCCAUCUUUUGUGUCGCUUUGGCCUGUGUUAUUGGGAUUGCACUCUGCUGCUGCUUGCCUUGUAUUAUUGCGAUUUUGUAUGCUCUGGCAGGCCAGGAAGGUGCCUCAGAUGCAGAUAUCAGCAUCCUUCCAAGAUACAGAUAUGUUGAGUCAUGUGAAAAUGAGCAAAAGACACCUGAGGAGGGAGUGAUGAUUCCUAUUCUAAAUAAUGGUGGAAUUUCAACAAGUGAGCGUGUUCUUCUGCGGGAGGAUGCGGAGUGUUGUAUUUGCCUCACAUCAUACGAAGAUGGGGUGGAACUCCAUGCACUGCCAUGCAACCAUCACUUCCAUUCCUCAUGCAUAGUCAAAUGGCUUCGGAUCCAUGCCAACUGCCCGCUCUGCAAGUACAACAUUCUCAAGGGAAGUGAUAUAGUGUGAAGAUCAAUAAUCCACAUGAAUCUCUUCAUUUUUCUUUCCAUGUUGUAUAUAAGAAUACAGAAAGUUAAGUAGUUGCAACCUUCCCACAAUGCGCUGGUUGGAGCAGCUGUUUACUUGCUCUCGAUAGGCUUCGCACACUCCCCACACUGUGAGCUAAAAAGUUUCUUGAUGUGUUUUCUGGCAUCAAAUCUGGUGGAGCUGCUUUCAUCUCGAACACCAAAUCUCGUAUAAAUGUGUGGCUUGUUGUUCCUUUUUAAGAAAUGUUGGUCUAACAGCUGAUCUCAUGUUUCUGUUGCUUGAGUUCAAAAAAUCGGUAUGUGCUUGCUAGCUAUAGUUUAAAGGAUUAAGCAGUUGUUAUUACUGUCUGUAACUGUUGUCAUAUGAAAUGUUUGUGGGAACAAAUAGAAACGACUCAUUAUAUAUUGAGCAAGCUUUGAACUUGGAGAA
Messenger RNA from Musa acuminata AAA Group (dessert banana), 1623 nucleotides. Its product is annotated as E3 ubiquitin protein ligase RIE1. The transcript is spliced from 5 exons. The record is from RefSeq and is a predicted model, not a curated record. Gene Ontology annotation, biological process: protein ubiquitination; ubiquitin-dependent protein catabolic process. Bases 100 to 1176 code for a protein of 358 amino acids. Gene Ontology annotation, molecular function: ubiquitin protein ligase activity. Gene Ontology annotation, cellular component: plant-type vacuole. NCBI's taxonomy places the organism in Eukaryota, Viridiplantae, Streptophyta, Magnoliopsida, Zingiberales, Musaceae.